GGCCGGAGGGUUAGGCGCGGGGGCCGCUGGGAUUCCUGGCACGGCCUGUUUUCUGUUGGGUGUAGGCCUCAGGCCUCGGGUCUUGCCGGAGCGGCGGUUAUGGCCGAAGUGCAGGCGCCGCCGGUGGAGAAGGAGCGCGAGGAGGAGACGGUGUCCUGGACCCCGGAGGUGGAGGUUUGCCUUUUCCACGCGAUGUUGGGACACAAACCAGUGGGAGUAAAUCGACACUUCCACAUGAUCUGUAUCCGGGACAAAUUCAGUCAGAAUAUCGGACGUCAAGUCUCCUCUAAAAUAGUUUGGGAACACCUGAAUGUCAUGUAUGACAUGCAAGCACUGCACGAGUCUGAAAUCCUCCCUUUCCCAAAUGGCGAGCGGAAUUUUGUUCUCCCUGAAGACAUUAUUCAUGAAGUGAAAGAAGGAAAGAGUGGUGCAGAGGAAGAACUGAAGGAUGAGCAGAAGGAGGAGUUGCUGGACCAACCACCAGUUGAAGAGGGUAACCCAAAGGUGAUUGAAAAGCUGGUGGUGAAGGAGAAAGUGCUGGUUGCCGGCGAGGCUGGGACAAAAGAGGUGAUUGACAAGAGGAAAAGGAACCGAGCCACCGCAAAUCUCCUGAGCGUGAACAGCAACCCCUCCAGCCCCAGCGGAGCCAAACGUAGGCGGGUUUAGUGGUGGCGAUCAGCAUCUCGACUGAUUGU
Carcharodon carcharias (great white shark) is the source of this 695-nucleotide messenger RNA. RefSeq names its product MRG/MORF4L binding protein (gene mrgbp). Gene Ontology annotation, biological process: regulation of transcription by RNA polymerase II. The coding region runs from base 100 to 666 and encodes 188 amino acids. Lineage: Eukaryota; Metazoa; Chordata; Chondrichthyes; Lamniformes; Lamnidae. The transcript is spliced from 5 exons. Gene Ontology annotation, cellular component: nucleus; NuA4 histone acetyltransferase complex. The record is from RefSeq and is a predicted model, not a curated record.